Messenger RNA from Cyclopterus lumpus (lumpfish), 2473 nucleotides. RefSeq names its product solute carrier family 38 member 7 (gene slc38a7). Gene Ontology annotation, molecular function: L-aspartate transmembrane transporter activity; L-glutamate transmembrane transporter activity; L-leucine transmembrane transporter activity. NCBI's taxonomy places the organism in Eukaryota, Metazoa, Chordata, Actinopteri, Perciformes, Cyclopteridae. The transcript is spliced from 12 exons. Gene Ontology annotation, biological process: amino acid transmembrane transport. The coding region runs from base 243 to 1616 and encodes 457 amino acids. The record is from RefSeq and is a predicted model, not a curated record.
GUCACGUGCCCCUCCUCGUUCUACCGACAGGCUCCCAUAUCCCAAACGGCUCAUUCACCAACUGGAGACUUCAACUCAAGAUUACUGAUUGGAUCCACCAUCAUACUGAUACUGGUGAUAACGUUGAGAUAGAUCCGCUGCCCCCUGACUGCUGUGGUAUUUAAGAUACCAGAUUUUUCUGAUCAGAAUUUCCUCCACUUGGAUCCCGAGAGUUGGAGACACAUUUUCUGGGUUGUUGACUCAUGGCGAUUAAUACAGAUGUCGAGGACUGGGGCGCCAUUGGGAGUAAUGACUCUGGAGAAAGAGCUUGGCUCUUGCAGAGCCCCAGCGUGGAUUCUGUCCGGCACCUUGAGACGGAAAGGAGUGGGAGCGGGGGCGUGUCGUCUUGGGCAGCGGUCUUCAUCGUGGUAAACGCAGCCCUGGGAGCUGGUCUACUCAAUUUCCCUGCAGCCUUUAACCUGGCAGGAGGAGUGACUGCAGGAGUUAUGCUUCAAAUGUUUAUGCUGAUCUUCAUAAUCAGUGGACUGGUGAUCCUGGGCUACUGCUGCCAGGUCAGUAAUGAAAGCACCUAUCAGGAGGUCGUCAGAGCCACUUGUGGGAAAGUAACAGGAAUCGCAUGUGAAGUCGCCAUUGUUGUCUACACCUUUGGGACUUGUAUCGCUUUCUUCAUUGUCAUUGGAGACCAGCUGGAUCGCUUGGUGGCAGCAGUGGUUCAUGACACAGAUGAUGUAGUCAGUGGCCACUGGUACACCGACCGCAAGUUCACCAUCUCUGUUACUGCAGUCCUGAUUAUUCUUCCUCUCUCCAUCCCCAAAGAGAUUGGCUUUCAGAAGUAUGCCAGUGCAUUGAGUGUGAUGGGAACCUGGUAUGUGACCAUCGUGGUCAUUAUAAAGUACAUCUGGCCAGAUAAAGAUAUGAUUCCGAGUCACGUUCCCGCCAGUUCUGCUUCCUGGACUGCAGUUUUCAAUGCAAUGCCCACCAUUUGCUUUGGUUUCCAGUGCCACGUCAGCUGUGUGCCGGUGUUCAACAGCAUGAGCAGAAAAGAGCUCAAACCUUGGGGAGUGGUAGUCACUCUUAGUAUGAUAAUCUGCCUCUUUGUUUACACAGGAACAGGUGUCUGUGGCUUCCUGACUUUUGGCUCCAACGUCAGUCAGGAUGUGCUGAUGUCGUACCCUUCCGACGAUAUCGCUGUGGCCAUCGCAAGAGCUUUUAUUGUCAUCUGUGUCAUCACCUCCUACCCCAUUUUACACUUCUGUGGGAGGGCAGUUAUAGAAGGACUUUGGCUGCGUUUCCAAGGCGAGCAGGUGGAGGUGUGUGUGCGUCGUGAGCAGAGGAGGAGGAUCCUGCAGACGCUCGUGUGGUUUGUUGUCACGCUCGUCCUCGCCCUCUUCAUCCCAGAUAUUGGUCGGGUGAUCUCGCUGAUCGGAGGAUUGGCAGCCUGCUUUAUAUUUGUCUUCCCGGGUUUGUGUUUGAUGCAAGCCAAGCUGUCAGAGACUGACAGCCGAACUGCAAGCUGGCAUGGAUCAGUGGUCUUCGGUGUUGUCAUGGUUACGAUUGGAGCGUUCAUCUUUGGCCUCACCACAACUAACUCCAUCUAUCAAGACGUCGUCAGCUAAAAGGAAGUUUUAUCUGAGCCAGCGGUGUUUAAGACAGGGGGGCCCAGGGGCUCAGUCCUAUGCUGCGAUUCUGAACUACUUGAAAAGAUGGAGAAGCAUCUCAUGACAGUCAUUUUUUUUAAAUCCUCUGCAGCAUGUCCCAUUCCUUGCUCCGUACUGAGUUAAAGCUCCACAGCUCUUUAUUCAGUCAGGUCGUAAGUAGUCAGAGACACAAUGCCGAAUGACUUCAGACACUUUGCCUUUUAUUUUAUGUACAGUUUGAAUUGCAUGUUUUAUGUUUUAUGGUGCUUUUAACAGUGGAGCAGAGAUUGGUUCCCCCGUCUCUGGAUCCUGUACGGGCAACAUAUUCCUCUCCUGUUUACAAGAGCUGAAGGACUUUUGUAUAAAAAGGUCUUACAAUCAAAUUGAUUUUAAUAAUGAAAUUGUACCAAUUUGUCUAUUUUAACUUGCAUGUCAAAGUAAAUGUUUCUUAUUGAAAAUGACAUGCCAUGGCUCCGAGGUCUAAUCCGGGGCCAGACUUUAGGUUGCCACCGCUGAUAGUUUGUCUGCAUAUUAAGAAUUGUCUCUUCUCCAAAGGAACAUUGAAUCGAGUGAUACGUUUGCACACACAAUCAUUGAGUGGUGUGAUAACUGCUGGGACAGUUUGAGUCUUGUUACCUUUUUUAUUCUUUGAUAGUUUAACAAUGAACGUGAAUUCAGGAAGGAAGUACUAUGAUGAUUUUAUACUUGGCUUUGAGGUGAAAUCUUAUUUGUUUUGUGAAAGUUCAAAGUUACAUACACUUAAUCCUGCCGGCCUUUAAUAAGAUUAGUUAUUGCGAUGUGCACAACAGCUUCGACGAGAAGUACCGCCACAUUUA